Messenger RNA from Aureococcus anophagefferens, 1539 nucleotides. RefSeq names its product putative arylsulfatase (gene ARS14). Bases 1 to 1539 code for a protein of 512 amino acids. The record is from RefSeq and is a predicted model, not a curated record. The transcript has a single exon. Lineage: Eukaryota; Pelagophyceae; Pelagomonadales; Pelagomonadaceae.
AUGGGCAGCCGCAUCGCGCCCCUCCUCCUCCUCCUGACGUCGUCCACCGCAUCAACAAAGCCCCACCUCAUCUUCCUCCUCGCCGACGACGAGGGCUGGAACAACGGCUUCUACAACGAGGACGUCCUCACGCCGCACACGGACGCGCUCGUCGCCGCCGGCGUCAAGCUCACGAACCACUACGUCUACAAGUUCUGCUCGCCGACGCGGUCGUCCUUCCUCAGCGGCCGCCUGCCCAUCCAUGUCAACCAGGAAAACAGCGCCACGGAGCAGGCCGGCGCCGGCGUGCCGCUGGGCAUGAGCACGAUCGGCGAGACGAUGCGCGCCGCGGGCUACCGGACGGCCCACGUCGGCAAGUGGCACUGCGGCAUGGCGACGCCGGCGCACACGCCCUACGGCCGGGGCUUCGACUCGUCCAUCGGCUUCUUCAACUUCGGCGAGGACCACUACACGCAGGUCCGCGGCGGCCAGGCGCUCGAGGAGGGCGGCGCCUCCGGACAGUGCUCGGGCGUCGACCUCUGGCGCGACGGCGCGCCCGCGAGAGGCGAGAACGGCACCUACGGCGGCUACACCUUCACGCGCGCCGCCGUCGCCGCCGUCGAGGCCAACGACACGAAGCCGCUCUUCCUCUUCGCGGCGUUCCAAAAUCUCCACCCGCCUCUGGAGGUGCCCCCGGAGUACGUCGCGCGCUACGCCAACGAGACCCUCCGGACGACGAUCAACGGCAUGGCCGCGUUCCUCGACGACAGCGUCGGCAACGUGACCAAGGCUCUCAAGAAGCAAAACAUGUACGACUCGUCGUUGAUCGUCUACACGCCGGACAACGGGGGGUACCUCACCCAGGGCGGCGACGACGCGCCGUUCCGGGGCGGCAAGUUCAGCGACUUCCAGGGCGGCGUGCGCGUCGCGGCGUUCAUCUCCGGGGGCCUCGUGCCCGCGGGCCUCCGGGGCACGGCGUCGGCCGCGCUCGUCCACGUCUGCGACUGGAUGGCCACGUUCGCGGCGCUCGGCGGCGGCGCCAUCCCCGCGGACGCCGUCGCGGGCCUGCCCGCGCCGGACUCGCUCGACGUCUGGCCCGCGCUCUCCCGGGGCCGGCCGAGCCCGCGGACGGAGGUGCCGCUGUCGAUCCUGCCCGCGGACGGCGCGGCGCGCGCGUUCGUCGACUUCGACGGCGUCGGCUACUUCGUCGGCGGCGAGGGGUUAAUAGUCGGCGACAUGAAGCUCCUGCUGGGCUACCAGCACAUCGGCCCCUUCGACAAGGUCACGAACGCGACGUGCGCCGGCGUCGCCGGACCGUGGGCCGCGGGCCGCCCGGGCGUGCCCUGCGACUGCGCGACGUCGGGCUGCCUCUACAACGUCACCGCGGACCCGACGGAGUCCGACGACCUCGCGGCGGCGCGGCCCGGCGCCGUCGCGGCCCUCCGGACGCGCCUCGAGGCGCUCCGGGCGACGGUCUACGCGCCGGACCGCGGCGCCAAGGACGACGCCGCGUGCGCCCAGAUCGCGACGAACGGCGGCUUCUGGGGCCCCUGGCGGUGA